Messenger RNA from Emericellopsis atlantica, 1878 nucleotides. Its product is annotated as major facilitator superfamily domain-containing protein. NCBI's taxonomy places the organism in Eukaryota, Fungi, Ascomycota, Sordariomycetes, Hypocreales, Bionectriaceae. The record is from RefSeq and is a predicted model, not a curated record. Gene Ontology annotation, cellular component: fungal-type vacuole membrane. Gene Ontology annotation, molecular function: transmembrane transporter activity. The coding region runs from base 228 to 1622 and encodes 464 amino acids. Gene Ontology annotation, biological process: transmembrane transport. The transcript has a single exon.
UCCCACCGGCCAUUUGGCCAUCCCACCCGCUGUUCAGGUCAUCACGCUGACUAUUCCCGAGAUGAGUCAGUCGGCGCUCGCUCUAUUCGGUUUUCGAUGUGUUGACGGAUCGAUAUAAGAGUCUGUAUGCGCUGCAUCGGCAUGACAAUACACACAACUCCCAUACAGACCAUUCUCGCCAAUCGACUCCUCUCCCAAUCACGAGGACAAUUGGAAGAAAGUCCACGAUGCCACCCACAAGCUCCGUCUCCUCGACGACAACCAUGGAGAAAUCCGACCCAAUCCCCAGCGCCAAGCCCACGGCCAAUGCCGUAGAGCCCAACACCGUCAUGGCCGCCGACCUCGAGCGCGCCUCCCUCGCCCAGGACACCACCAAAGAUGCCUCACCUCCCGUCACCGCCCCCGGCACCGCGCCGUCCGACUUCCCCGACGGCGGGCGCGCGGCCUGGCUCGUCGUGCUGGGCGGCUGGUUCGCCAUGUUCUGCACUUUCGGCCUGAUCAACUGCGUCGGCGUCUUCCAGCAGUACUACGUGCAGGGUCCGCUGUCCGACUACUCCUCGUCGGCCGUGUCGUGGAUCAUGUCCACGCAGGUCUUCAUCAUGACGUUUUGCGGCGCCGUCUUUGGCCGGCUCUACGACUCGUAUGGACCUAGGUACCUCCUCUGGGGUGGCACGCUCACCUACGUCUUUGGCCUCAUGAUGGUCUCUCUGUCGAGUGAAUACUACCAGUUCUUCCUGGCGCAGAGCAUCGUCGGCAGUAUGGGCUCUAGCGCCGUCUUCAACGCUUGCCUGUCGAGUACGUCGACGUGGUUCUUCAAGAGGCGCGCUCUGGCCUUUGGCAUCGUCGUGUCAGGCUCGUCGCUCGGUGGUGUCGUCCUGCCCAUCAUGAUGCGACAGCUCAUUGACGAGAUUGGUUUCCCGUGGAUGAUACGGACCGUAGCCUUUGUCUUUCUCGUCCUGCAGCUCAUCGUCUGCGUGACGGUCAAGUCACGUCUGCCACCGCGUCCCAAGCCAUUCGUCCUCGCCGAGUAUCUCGAGGGUUUUCGGCAGCCGACCAUGGUCCUGCUUGUCGCGGGCUUUUUCGCGCUGUACCUUGGACUCUUCCUGCCCUUCACCUACGUGCUGCUGCAGGCCGAGGCGGCGGGCACCCCGGAGAGGAUCAUCCCUUACUUGUUGUCGAUGCUCAACGCGGCCAGCAUAUUCGGACGUAUCCUGCCCGGUCUGGUGGCCGACAUGUACGGUCGCUUCAACAUGACGCUGAUCAUCAGCCUCCUCAGCGCCAUCCUCUGCUUCGCCGUCUGGAUUCCCGCCGACACGACGGCCGGUCUGAUUGCCUUUGUCGUCCUCUUUGGCUUCACCUCGGGCGGGUUCGUGUCGCUGGGCCCCUCGCUGAUCGCUCAGAUCUCGGAUAUCAGGGUCAUUGGCACGCGCGUGGGCGCCGCGCUGGCCGUGCAGAGCUUUGGCGGGCUGAUUGGCAGCCCCAUUGGCGGCGCCAUUGUGUCUGCGCAGGGCGGGAAGUAUCUCGGUCUGCAGCUGUUCUGCGGCUGCGCUUUGUUGGUUGGGGCCUUGCUCAUCCUGGGGGCGCGAUACACGCUGGCGGGACUAAAGAUGAAGAAGGUGUAGGCUCAAGAGGCAGAGGACUUUGUAAUACCAAGAUAGAAAGCUACAGGCCGGGCGGAAAUCGCAAUAUAGAGUAAUGAUUAAGUCUACCCUGCUUACAUGAUACAGGAAGUGGGCGCGGCGAAUGACUCACCUCCAUCUCCUCAUUGUCGCCAACUAUGUUCAAGCUGGCAUCACGUCCACCUUCACUCUCGCCUCGCCAUUCAAACCAUGUCCAUCCGCCCUGCUACAGAAGCAGACAUCCCCGCCCUCCUCGCCG